CUCGCCGCCUCGGCCUUCGCGGCGCCACUCGACCGUCUCUCGCGACGCGACAUGAAGCACCGCGUGACAGACAUCACUAUCCACGAGAGCUGCAGCACUCCGCAGCGCCGCAUGAUCGGCAAGGGCCUGCAGGAGGCGAUGGAAGUCGCAGCCUUUGCCAAGGACUACAUCGCCACGAACGGGCCAUCGGACCCUGUCUUCAAGCUCUACUUUGGAGACAAGAAGGAGGCCUACCCCGCCGCCAUGGGCGCGUACGACGUGCUCCUCGACAGCAACAAGGACGGCGUCAUCUUCCGCUGCGACGACCCCGACGGGAACUGCCAUCAGCCGGGCUGGCGCGGCCACUGGCGCGGCGAGAACGCCACGCUCGAGACCGUCAUCUGCCCCGCGAGCUACACCGACCGCGUGUACAACGCCGCGUUCUGCAUGAACGGCUUCGUGCUCGCCGAGCAGAAGCCCAGCCUUUACUGGUCCGUCGACCUCAUUCACCGACUGUACCACGUCCUUGGUAACGAGGCGAUCUCGCACUAUGCCGAGGACCUUGGGGAUGUGAUCCGCCUCGCUCGCGACAACAGCACCUACUCUCCCAUCGACUCGGACGCCGUCCAGUACUUUGCCGCGCACGUGUACGCCCUCGAGGUCGCGCAGGGCGGUGACGCCUGCGUCGGCGACAUUGCGGGCAAGGCGAACGAGAAGCCUGCCGACAAGCCUGCCCCAGCGCCUGCUUCCUCUGCGUCUACCCCCGCCGCGUCCGGCACCGACUGCCACACGCACGCCGACGGCUCUGUCCACUGCGGGUCGCACUAG
Molecule: messenger RNA, 807 nt
Organism: Cutaneotrichosporon oleaginosum
Lineage: Eukaryota; Fungi; Basidiomycota; Tremellomycetes; Trichosporonales; Trichosporonaceae
Cellular component (GO): fungal-type cell wall; cell surface; extracellular region
Molecular function (GO): metallopeptidase activity; zinc ion binding; integrin binding
Source: RefSeq, a predicted model, not a curated record